Molecule: messenger RNA, 732 nt
Organism: Penicillium angulare
Lineage: Eukaryota; Fungi; Ascomycota; Eurotiomycetes; Eurotiales; Aspergillaceae
Exons: 1
Coding region: 1-732 (243 amino acids)
Source: RefSeq, a predicted model, not a curated record
AUGAAAACCUCUACUUCCUCUCUCCUCCGAAGCACCUUACUCGCUUCAAUCUUCCAAGCCUCCGAAGCCCUAGUCGGUCUAUCAUGGAGCGUAUCCGACGUCCCAACAACCGGCCUAAAAGACAUAACCUUCCCCAUCUCAAUGCCUAAUGCCCCCCACGUCUCAGGCUUCUACUUCGCCCAACAAUUCAACUUCGUCGGCGAAUCCGACGUAGGCUACACAGGUCUCCAACCACGCGAAGACUCAGGCUCUUCAUCCGUCGUCCACGCCGCCUUCUCAAGCUUCAUAAACGGCACUACAUCCGACGAUAGCAACUGCAGUAAUGGCGCAGAUGGAGGCGCCGGCGUAAGCUGUGCCGUCGAUGUAGAUGCCACAUAUGCCGAUGGAUAUAAUCUUGUCAUCAAGAAUACUGCCGGUACUACUUGGACCGGAACACUGGUUGAUGCUGUUUCGGGAACAGAGACGCAUAUUGGUUCUUAUACUUUGCCUGAUGGGGCGGGGGGAAUUGAAGGCUCGCAGGUCGGCUUUGUGGAAUAUUAUCCUUGGAACUCGGCUGCUAGUCAUUCUUGUAGUGAUUUGCCGAAGACGGAGGUUACGUUUGGAAAUCCUACUACUUCGGCUGGGAACUCGGGGAGUGUGGAUAAGCCUUAUGAGUAUGGGGAUUGUGUUGGGACGGCUGGGUUUGAGACUGUUCAGACUGAUGGUGGGUAUCAGGUUACUGUUGGGUUUUAG